Messenger RNA from Physella acuta, 1519 nucleotides. RefSeq lists its product as uncharacterized. NCBI's taxonomy places the organism in Eukaryota, Metazoa, Mollusca, Gastropoda, Physidae. The record is from RefSeq and is a predicted model, not a curated record.
CGUCACUAUAGCCCACAGACAUCUUAGGAGUUGCGGCAUCCACGUUAGUUUUCUUGCAUCCAGUGCAAGAAAACUACACACAAUGUAGAGUAUAUUUUUUAUUGGAAGUUAGGGUGGGGUUUCUCUAAAAACCGCAAGAACAUUCGCCAACAAUACACAUUCCCCCAGAAGUUAAUUAAUGAAACGGAAUCGGAAAGCUUAGUGAAUUGAAUACAAAUUCUAGAGAAACAAAACAUGCAUCAUAGGUCAUCUGAACAAUCUAGCAAAGCGAUGCUUGAAGCAUCUAUCGUCCGGUGGAAUGUGCAGUAGACGUCAGCAAGCCUUGGAGUUGUGAAGAACGAACAAUGGCGUUGAAUAUGGAUCACCCCUCCGCCUUCUCGGUUCCCCAAAAGAAGGCAAGCGCACCCGUCCAGCUCUCUAAAACUACAAGUCAGUUGAAAAAACCGGCAGUUACCAAACAAGGAAAAGAUGCUAUGAACCGUUUAGCGGCUGAAAAAAAUCCUAUAUUCAGAUAUAAGUCAACGAUAGGGCACUUGCCAAAAGAAGCUGAAACAUUUGUUUACGUCAAGAGAAAAGAUAGGGUGAGAAAUAAAAUUAUCGUAGUUCCAGAGAUGGUUUAUCCCCUUGAAGCAAACAGGAUUUGUGUCCCCAAACACCAGGCACUAGAGGAUGACUGGCGGGCCUACCGCAGUGCCAUCCACAACUUCUACGCCAUCGCCAGGUCGCAACAACAGCCGUGGGAACGGGAGUUGGAGCAGAGCAAGAUUCUCGCCAUCGUCACGCGAGUGUUGUCCUCAUCUGGAAUGCCCCCUGAACUUCUAUCCAAGACAAACGUCUCAAAAAUUAUCCCCAACGCCACUGUGGAUCUGUACAAGAACGGUAUGGCCCACCCAGCCGGGUUCCUCUACCGGCACUACAAGAACGGGAAGGUGCCUCCGCAGAUGAGAAAGUCAAACGUGAAAAAUAUCGUCAUUUCAGAUCCCUUCCAGCACAUGUCCCGGGCUCCGAGCGUCAGCAGCACGGAGCCCGACUGGGACGCCGACGUCAUCAUCAAUGGUACCGAGAAAACUGACCUCUUCGUCUACAACGAACCGGACGCCAUCCCCGCCUCCUGCGUCAGGACCAACUUCGCUGUGCCCAUCACCAAGCGCGUGGAGAACAUCGUCACAUCCGCCCACUACUCCAGGCAAGCUGACCGCAACAUCCGCAUAGCGCUGCCCGUCCCGCCGAGGGCACCGGUCGUACCGAUGGUUUCGCCAAGCCUCUUGCCGAAACAGAUGGGUUCGAGUCGCAUGCUAGCGGCAUCGCCGAACUACCUAGAUAGUCUGAUGAAGGGCGACAAGUACGCCAACGCCCUUAAUCUCAGCCCCGAGUGACACAUGGCGCUGACAUGCCACAUUUCGCAAGCCCCCACCAACGACAUCAUGCCUACAACAUACACUACUAACACAAUGACAAGACUCAAUAGUGAUGUUAAAUGUUUUCAUAAUUUGUAUCCAAUAAAAGUAUGCCUAUACUU